AUGUUGAAUAAGUCCGGCGAGAAGACACAUCCUUGUCUUACACCCUUUCCUAUUUAUGUAUCUGUUGAACAUUUUCUGUCCAUAUGCAGGCGAUUUGCUGCCACCCCAGCAACCGUCGGCUGCGAUGGCCUUGGCGGAAGCACCGAUCUAUCUAUCUAUCUAUCUAUCUCUCACACUCUCUCUCUCUCUCACACACACACUCUCACUCUCUCUCUCUCUCUCUCUGGUGAAAUAAUAUCUAUCUAUCUAUCUAUCUAUCUAUCUAUCUAUCUAUCUAUCUAUCUCAGUCUGUUCAUAUAUAUCUAUCUAUCUAUUUAUCUAUCUAUCUCAGUCUGUUCAUUAUCUAUCUAUCUAUCUCUGGAGUUUGUAAUAAGGGGGCCAAAUGCUGCAACUCUUCCUGCUCAGCAGGAUGUUCUCACAAGCCGGGAACAUUUCUGCAACAUCAACAGAAUCAGCGGCAGCAGGAGCAGUGGCCACAGGAGAAGCAGUGAUGGAAAGAACAGGAGCAGCGGCCUCGGCAAAAGCAACAAGUGCAGGGGUCUAAAUAGAAGAAACUGCAGGGGCGGCGGCCACAACAUCAAAAAAGCAGCGACCUCUCGACAGCAGUUGCAACAACUGUCGACACAGGUGCAGUUGAAAUGUGAUAUGGCGGAGGAAAUGCUUCCGCUUCGUUCCCCUUCCUUGAAAGGGGAAAGGAGGAGGAAGAUGGCGAAUAAAGAAUAA
Acanthosepion pharaonis is the source of this 723-nucleotide messenger RNA. NCBI's taxonomy places the organism in Eukaryota, Metazoa, Mollusca, Cephalopoda, Sepiida, Sepiidae. The record is from the annotation of a GenBank genome assembly.